AGUCGAUUUUCUCCUAUGGUCGCUGACGCUCAGAGGAGAAGAAAAUUGGUUAAAAAUGUCGUCAAAUUUCUCAGGCAGAAUCACUUUGAUGGUUUAGAUCUCGAUUGGGAGUAUCCCGCCUUUAGAGACGGUGGAAAGCCACGGGACAAAGAUAAUUAUGCCAAUCUUGUACAGGAAUUACGAGAAGAAUUCGAAAAAGAAUCGUCAAAAACUGGUAAACCGAGACUCCUUCUCACAAUGGCUGUGCCUGCUGGUAUAGAAUAUAUCGACAAGGGUUACGAUAUUCCACGAUUGAAUGAAUAUUUAGAUUUUAUAAAUCUCUUAUCAUACGAUUAUCAUUCUGCUUAUGAACCAGCGGUCAAUCAUCAUUCUCCUCUUUAUCCAAUUGAAGAAGACAAUGAAUACAAUUAUGAUAAUGAAUUGACAAUCGAUUAUACGAUUAAACAUUUAAUUGCAAGUGGUGCAUCAUCUAAUAAAAUUGUCGUUGGAAUCCCCACAUAUGGACGAAGUUAUACUCUGUUUAAUGAAGAUGCAACUGCUCUUGGUUCUCCCGCUGAUGGUCCUGGUGCUGAAGGCGAUGCCACACGUGAAAAAGGAUAUUUAGCCUAUUAUGAAAUUUGUGAGAAUAUAGAAAAAGAAGAAUGGACGAUAGAGAAACCUUACCCAAAGGCUAUGGGGCCUUAUGCCUACAAUGAUAAACUAUGGGUUGGCUAUGAUGAUGAAGAUAUUGUUCGAGCAAAGGCAAAAUAUGUUAACGAAAACAAUCUUGGCGGCAUAAUGUUUUGGUCUAUCGAUAACGACGACUUUCGUGGAAAGUGUCACGGACGGCCCUAUCCAUUGAUUGAAGCUGCUAAGGAAGCUCUUUUUGAAGACAACAGCAAUACUAAAGAAAAAGACGAGAAACCAAACGCAAUAUCUACUAAGAAAAGAAACAGAGUAUCCGAUACUUUAAAAUCAAACUCAUCAUUUGGUAGUAGCCGAAAAUCUAACAAUUCUUCGAAUCGAAGAAAUUCGUUGAGAUCUUCAGCUGAUAAGCGUUCUAAAUCGAGAAGUCGAACGAGUUCUACGUCAACCGAGAAAAUAUCAAAUGAUGAACUAAUCGACGUUGAUGCCGAAGAUAAUGAAAAUGUUGAAACAACUAUAAAUACGACAACAAAGCCACAAGCACUUACUAAUAAAAAUCGGUUCAGAACACGUGCAAAUGCUGAUGCAAGAGGCAGUAUCAAAAAGCCGAAUAUACGGUCGACCACUAAGAGACCGUCUGGGAAUAAAAAAGUUACCACUCCAGAACCACCAACUACACCUGAUCCCGGUGGUGAUUUUAAAUGUGAAGAGGAAGGAUUUUAUCCACACCCACGAGAUUGUAAAAAAUAUUUUUGGUGCCUUGAUAGUGGACCAAGUGGUUUAGGAAUUGUUGCUAAUCAAUUUACUUGCCCUUCAGGGCUCGUGUUCAAUAAAUUGGCGGACUCUUGCGAUUACCCAAGGAAUGUCGUAUGCCCUAAAGCAAAAUCUGCUACGGUUUCAACAACAACUAAACGUACAACUACGGAAAAAGAAGAUAUAAUUGAAGAAGAUGAGGAGGAUGAUGAAGAAAUUGAAGAAACAGAAGAGGAUGAUAGCCAAAUUGAGAAAAGUAAAGAAGAGGACGAAAAAUUAAAAAAAUCCCGAGUUACAACAACUACCACUACCACAGCUCGAUCCCUGCUUUAUAAAAUAAUCAGCAGAAGUCGACCAACAACUACUUCGACGACAACUACUUCUACUCCCUCUACAAUAUCCAGUUCCGCUCGAUCGACAGAUGAUUUCACAGAUGAAGAACAGGAUCCAAAAGUGAUAAAAGAGCUUAUUGACCUCAUUAAAAAAGCCGGAGGUAUAGAGCAGUUGGAAAAACAAUUAGCUUUGCAAGAAAAAAAUUCUGGAAUAAAUCAAGAAAAUGGGUCAGUGACUCCAGCCACGAUCAGUAAAAGUUUGUACGAAAGAGUUUUAAAUCGACAGUCGAGUAGAAGUAAUCUUUAUGGAUUACCGUCGUCAAGAUUAUCAAUUAGUAGUAGAAAAACCGCUAAUAUCGAGGAUGAUGACGUUGAUGAAGACGAUGAGGAAGAAGAAAUAGAAGAAAAAGUAAUAAAUAGAUCAACCUCAAGAUCUAAGUUUGUAAAUGGGCCCGGAAGAUCACAAUUUGAAGGAUUAGAGGAUGUCCCGGAAGUCAAAGGUUUAAGACGAUCCAACAAGCCAAAAUAUGUUACCAUUGAACGUCAUAGUUCGUCAACAACUUCUACAAAAAUUGAUGAUGAAUCGUUUGAAGACGAUGAUGAAACAGACGAUGAAGAAAAUAGUGAUAAUACUGAUGUAGCUUCAUCAGAAGAAAAAUCAAUACAGAAUGUACCCGAAGAAAAACCUUCAUCGACUCAUCGAUCUACUCCGGGCUAUGUAAAUAUUCGGCGAACAAGGCCGACAUCAACUGAGUCUGUAAAUGACGAUAUUAAAGAAUUAGAUACGACUACCAAGAGUCAAUCAACUCAUUCGUUUAGGCGAAGCUCAAGUUCUAAAGAGAGUACUCCGAAAAAUGCAAAAACUGAAGAAGAUGCGACAACGCCGAAAUCAAGAUACGUCAGUGCAAAUCGUUUUCGAAGUACAACAAGUGCGCCUGUUAAGGAAUUUGAACAAACUAGCAGUGAACACACUCCAACAACUUUAAGUUCUUCUUCACAAAAACUUAUUGAUGAUUUUGUGACGGAGGGAAAGACUAUUACAAUUGUAGGAGAAUCUGGUAAAAUAAGUAUAAUUCCCUUCACGACAGAAACUCCUUCAACGGCUCGUUUAUAUUCAGAAGAAUUAUCGCCAACAAUGAAAUUAACAACACCUUUUUUCGACGAAAAAGUCAUCACUACUACAAUGCCUUACGCCACAAAACGCAUUUAUGAAACAACGCUCGCACCUAAUACUAAUAUUAUAGAUAACAGCGUGACCGAACCUUUGAUGACUGUUAUUCCAACGGAAUCAAGCACACGGGAAACUAUAGCAGCAGUAUCGCAGCCACGACCUUUUGGAUUCCCUCGAAGAACUAGACCAACUUCACCCACAACAACAGUAACAGAAGCUACUCGCAGUACGUUGAGAGGAUAUGAAUCUACGACAAGAUCUAAGGUGAGUACACGCUCCAAAAAUGUUGCACGGACUACAACAAAAGCACCUAAAACACGCACAAGAACGCGCCCGCGAAAUCCGGAAAAAUUGACAAGCACAGUUGAUGAUGAGACCGCAAACCUUAAAGGUGAAGAUCUGCAAAACGAUUCUGAAUUACAGGAAAAACAAAAAGAUAGUGCAGCGGUAAGUAGGUCCAAAACAAGAAAUCGAGGUUCUAGUCGAUACAAACUGCAAGAUAUAAAUUCACGGAAUUUAAGCUCUAGAAGACCUUUAAAUGAACAAGAGCAGAUAAUACCUGCUAAUACACCUAGUAGAAAGUAUCGAAGACCAUUUAGAGUAACAACAGCUGCUAGUGAUUUAGAGGAAACGCUAGUUUUAAAAACAACUUCAGAACAACCAAUAAGACAAAAAAAUUUUUAUAGAAGAUCAAGAACUCGAUUAGAUCAGCAAACAGCUGAUAGCUUUGACAGCAAAGCUCAAGCUAUAAGAAACGUUAAUUUGAUAAGACAACCAACAUCCAAUACUCGAAGACCAACAACUAUCACCGAGUACAGUUUUGAUAGAACUAUUGCUAAUACAAAACCUGUGGAAGAUGCAACUUCUCGGAAUACUCGUUUUAUAAUAGAGGUAACAGAACCUAUUCCGAGUGAAACAACAACGAACCAUGUAGAAGAUGAAACAUUUAACUCUUUAGAGUCUUCACUACAAACAACUGUACCUCCAUAUUUAUGGAAUACUCAUGAACCUACUGUUCCGAAUUUAGAAGACUUCAUUCGAACUACAAUACCAACUAGUUUCAUAAAAACCAUACAACCAAAAACGACAACGUCGGCAGAUAUGACCAAUGGAGCUACACUUUCAACACUACAGCAACGCACAAGAAAAGUUUUAUUGAGAAAACGGCCGUCUACUACACCAAAUUCUAUCGAAGAAUCCCAAAACGACACGGACUUCCGGCGAAGCAAAGGUAUAAGACGACUUCGACCUCUUGAUGAACAGAAACAAAAAGUAACAACAACUUCUAGGAGAGGUAGCUUCAGAUUUAUUACUAAGUCAAUAGAUGACACUACUUCAAAACCUUCAGAAAAUACUUACAGCAAAAUCAAUACGGUAAGGCCACGAUCAAGAUAUUCUAUUCGCCGAACAUUAUCACCUGAUGUGGAUACAACUAUCUCUACUACUAGACCGGAUACACCUGAUGAAAUUUUUAACAAAAGAAAAUAUCUUUUUGAACGCUAUCGGCCAGCUUCAGCUGCACCCACAAAUUUUACAAAUGAAGAUAUUAAAUCGAAUGAAACAAGCACAGAACAAUCUUACCUAGUAACAGAGCCGUUUGAAACUUCAUUAUCAUUUAACACACCAGAAAGUAUUUUACUUCAGAAUCGAUCAAAAGUUUUACAUUUAGAAGAAACAAAAGAAACGAACGAGGGAAUUACAGAAAGAGUACCGUCUUCUGCCAAUCCAAAGUCAAGGGCAAGAUUUCGAAUUAAGGCUGAUGAAAAGAAAGAAUUUGAAAAUUUUGUAACCAGAACUAAAAUUACUCCUCGUUAUUCAUCUAGAAUUACUACAACAACAACAGAAAGUAGUGUUCAUGAAACGUUAAUACCUACAAAAAAAUUCGAUUACUUUGCUGAUGCAGUUAAAAGAGCACAUCAAUUACAUCGUACCACAGCCAAAGUAAAAAAUGACAAUUCAAUACCUGCAUCAACUUCAAAACCAGUAGUUACAAGACUUGUUACGUCAAUUGUAGAAUCAGCAACGACAGAGAGACAGAAAAUUUCAAUUAAAAAGAAGUAUUCGUCACUAACGUCAACAACUUACAUUCCGAAAAUUACAACACCAUUACCUCGUUUAUUUUUACGAAGGCCAAAUGGAAUUCAUAAAGAUGAAAGUUUAAACGAAAUACCUCGCGGAUUAUCAACAGAGCGAAGUGUUGAAUGGUCAACUUUACCAAUUGAGAGUGAAUUCAGCGAAAGAAAAUUUACGACAGAGUCUGGGGAAGAAUCAUCAUCAACAAUAGAAAUUGAAUCAGUCUUUAGCAAUUUGAUUGGCCAUUAACCACACACUUUGUUAUUAAAUUAUUUGUUGACAAACUCUAUUGCUGUAACUCAGCUAUUCCAUCUUUACGAUUGCCUACAGUACACUUGAAAUUUCAUUUUCAAAUACUACUCUAUCCUCUGGCUUAAUAGUAUUUACUUCGCUACUCUGCCUCUGUCUCUCUUCUUCUUACUUAUUCCAUGGACAGUCUUGAAUAUAUAGAAAACAGAAGGAAUGCAUUAUCUAUUCUGAUUUCUAGGUUUUAGAUGAGCUGAAACUUCAUCAUCCUGUCUCCAAGGAUUUUACCGUUCAUAAAAUUAUAAGUGAUUUUAUGACUGAACGUCCAAAGAAAGACAAUAAUUUUAAUAAUAGUUUUUAUACACCAGAAAGUAGUCCAAAAAGUCUUUUGUUUACUCCAUUGAUGACUCCUUCGAAUCAAAAUGAUACUGAAAGAGUUAUAAAA
Messenger RNA from Phymastichus coffea, 5644 nucleotides. Its product is annotated as mucin-5AC-like. Gene Ontology annotation, cellular component: extracellular region. Gene Ontology annotation, biological process: chitin catabolic process; carbohydrate metabolic process. Lineage: Eukaryota; Metazoa; Arthropoda; Insecta; Hymenoptera; Eulophidae. The record is from RefSeq and is a predicted model, not a curated record. The transcript is spliced from 12 exons. Gene Ontology annotation, molecular function: chitinase activity; chitin binding. Bases 16 to 5202 code for a protein of 1728 amino acids.